AUGUCUCUUGCCUCGAAGAAGGACGAGGAAAAUGGUCUCAGCACCUACUACAACAACAAAACUACCGUGAUCCAGGAAGCUCGUGUCUUCAAUGAUACUCCCAUUAGUCCUCGGAAGUGCAGGGCGCUCCUCACUCGCAUCGUGUAUCUGCUGUAUGUCGGCGAGACGUUUGGUACACAAGAAGCCACGACGCUAUUCUUUGGAACAACGAGAUUGUUCCAAAACAAGGACAGCGCACUACGGCAAAUGGUGUAUCUGGCGAUCAAGGAGCUAGCUAACACUGCGGAGGAUGUCAUCAUGGUCACCAGCAGUAUCAUGAAGGACAUGCAGCCAAACUCGGAAGUCAUCUACCGACCGAAUGCCAUUCGUGCAUUAUGCCAUAUUAUCGACCCUUCUAUGGCGCAAGGCGUGGAGCGGUUCUUCAAGGCGGCGAUUGUUGACAAGAACCCGUCCAUCUCCUCUGCUGCAUUGGUCUCCGCAUACCAUCUGUUCCCGGCGGCCAAGGACGUGGUCAAGCGAUGGGUGAACGAGGCGCAGGAGGCUGCGUCUGGCAAGUCGUCUUCGUCACUCUUUGGCAACAGCUCGCCGGGCUCGUACUUGGGCUGGGGAGGCUCUGCCGCACCAUCCGGUAAUGGAUACCAGGCGGUUACAUCAACGAGCAGCAUCACGCAGUAUCAUGCCCUUGGUCUCCUCUAUCUGAUCCGUCAGCAGGACCGCAUGGCUAUAAUCAAGAUGAUUCAACAACUGGGCGGCACCAAGGGAGGAGCAUCCACUGCUUUGAGGAACCCGAUGGCCUUGUGUAUGCUCAUUCGUUAUGCCGCCAAGGUCAUGGAGGAGGAUCCCAAUGUCCAACGACAGAUGUUCGAACUUCUGGAGGGCUGGCUGCGGCAUAAGAGCGAUAUGGUGAACCUCGAAGCUGCACGCGCGAUUUGCGAGAUGAAGGGUGUCACUGCAUCUCAGCUGACCAGACCCGUUGCCGUUCUCCAGCUGUUCCUCACAUCACCCAAGUCGACGCAGAAAUUCGCUGCGACUCGUACUCUUGCGGCGCUCGCCCUUACGCACCCUGCGAGUGUCGCCGCCUGCAAUAUGGACUUGGAGAAUCUGAUUUCAGAUUCUAACCGAAGUGUAGCGACAUACGCCAUCACCACUUUGUUGAAGACGGGUAACGAGGCUUCUGUGGAUCGUCUCAUGAAGCAGAUCACAGGAUUCAUGAGCGAGAUCAGCGAUGAGUUCAAGGUCAUCAUCGUCGAGGCUAUUCGCUCUCUCUGCUUGAAGUUCCCAGCGAAGCAUGUGUCCAUGUUGUCCUUCCUCUCUGGUGUACUGCGCGACGAGGGCGGUUAUGACUUCAAGCGCGCGGUUGUCGAGGCCAUCUUUGAUAUGAUCAAGUUCAUCGGCGAUUGCAAGGAACAGGCACUGUCGUACCUAUGCGAGUUCAUCGAGGACUGCGAAUUUACCAAGCUGUCUGUGCGGGUUCUACACUUACUUGGCGUCGAGGGUCCAAAGGCGCCUCAACCGACGAAGUACAUCCGGUAUAUCUACAACCGGGUGGUGCUCGAGAAUGCGACGGUCCGCGCUGCGGCGGUGUCCAGUCUGGCGAAGUUUGGUCUAAAUGGCUUGGACGACAAGCUCAGCAAGAGCGUGAACGUACUCUUGCGGCGCUGUUUGGACGAUGUUGAUGACGAAGUUCGUGAUCGAGCUGCGAUGUACCUCGAGGUAUACGAAGAGCCGUCUCUCGCUGAUACGUACAUCAAAGAAGAGUCCAUCUAUUCUCUAUCUGCUCUCGAAUCGAAGCUGGUCUCCUACAUCAGCGACCCUGAGGCAAUGGAGAAACCAUUCGACGCGUCGUCAAUACCUAAGAUCAGCAGGGAACAAGCUGCGAAGGAUGCCGCUCGUCCGGGCAGCUUGGAGACGAUCGGCGUUCCGUCCACAUCAAAGGCAGCGACACCUCCACCUCCGACAGCUGCGGAUACCCAAUCUGCCUACGCGCAACAGCUGGCCGAGAUACCGGAGUUCGCCAACUACGACACUGUCCUCAGCAGCAGCACGAAGCCGGCUCAACUUACGGAGACUGAGACGGAAUACCAAGUGUCAUGCGUCAAACACAUAUUCAGGGAACAUGUCGUCUUCCAGUUCAACGUGUCGAAUACGAUAGCAGAUACCGUUUUGGAGCAGGUCUCCGUGGUUAUGCAGCCACAGGGAGACUCUGUGUUGACAGAAGACUUUAUCAUGCCCCUGCCCAGCCUCUCCACAGCAAAUUCGCCUGGCAUCGUAUACGUUUCCUUCGCACGCGAUGACCCAGAAGUGUACGCCGUCGCGUCCUUCCAGUGCAUCCUCAAGUUCGUCAGCAAGGAAGUCGAUCCUUCGACAGGUGAGCCAGAGGAGGAGGGCUAUGAGGACGAGUACCAGCUAGAGGAGGUCGAACUUGCCGCGGGAGACUACAUCGUUCCCAGCUAUGUCACAUUUGCAUCCGAGUGGGACCGUAUGCGUAGUGGUGCCUCUGCAACCGAGACGUUCUCACUGUCAGCCAUGGAAUCUCUCAAAGCUGCUUGUGAUUCCAUCAUCGAGAUCCUCAAUAUGCAGCCGCUGGGCGGAACCGAGGAACCCCAAAACUCGAAUGUGCACACAUUGCAGCUUUCAGGCCUGGUUGCAGGCGGUGGAGGAAAGGUGCUCGUGCGGUGUCGUAUGACUUACUCCAAGGCGCAAGGCGUGACACUGGAGCUGGGAGUGCGCGCGGAGCAGCAGCAAGCGUGCGACCUGGUGGUUGCUGCGAUUGGAGGUUAA
Laetiporus sulphureus 93-53 is the source of this 2781-nucleotide messenger RNA. RefSeq names its product coatomer subunit gamma. The record is from RefSeq and is a predicted model, not a curated record. Gene Ontology annotation, biological process: intracellular protein transport; protein secretion; intra-Golgi vesicle-mediated transport. Gene Ontology annotation, molecular function: structural molecule activity. Bases 1 to 2781 code for a protein of 926 amino acids. Gene Ontology annotation, cellular component: COPI vesicle coat; Golgi membrane; endoplasmic reticulum-Golgi intermediate compartment. NCBI's taxonomy places the organism in Eukaryota, Fungi, Basidiomycota, Agaricomycetes, Polyporales, Laetiporaceae. The transcript is spliced from 11 exons.